UCCCUCAUGAUUUUCAGGGAUGGGCCCACUUUACCAACUGAAAUCCAACCACAGUCCACACUCCACAGACCCCUUUGCCUUAGCCCGUAAGAUUACGUGGAAAUCGUGCUUUGCCUUGGCCUGCCCUUCUUGGCGCAUUGUUUCGUCCGUCUCGAGUCUCGACUGUGACCCUCGACGCCUGGAGCUCUGACUUGGGAGGUGGAGGUGAGACGGCGCGGCAGCAAUGGCUCACCGGCUGCUGCACGGCACCCUCCACGCCACCAUCUUGGAGGCCGACAACCUCACCAACCCCGACCGCGCCACCGGCGGCGCCCCCCAGAUCUUCCGCAGGUUCGUGGAGGGGUUCGAGGAGACGAUCGGGCGCGGCAAGGGGUCGACUCAGCUGUACGCCACCGUCGACCUCGGCAAGGCGCGCGUCGGCCGGACGCGGGUCAUCGCCGGCGACCCGGUGAACCCGCGCUGGUACGAGGAGUUCCACAUCUACUGCGCCCACUUCGCCGCCGACGUCGUCUUCACCGUCAAGGCCGCGCAGCCCAUCGGGGCCACGCUCAUCGGCCGCGCCUACCUCCCCGUCCGGGACCUGCUCGACGCCGGCGGCCAGGAGAUCGAGCGCCGGCUCGACGUACUCGACCCCAGUAAGAAGAAGAUCCACCACGGGCCCACGAUCCAUGUGCGGCUCAGGUUCUGCGACGUCGCUGCCAACCGCCGCGAGUGGGGCGCGGGCCUCGGCGGCGCGCGGCACCCCGGCGUGCCCUACACCUUCUUCUCCCAGCGGCCCGGCUGCAGGGUCACCCUGUACCAGGACGCGCACACCCCGGACGCGUUCGCGCCCAGGAUCCCGCUCUCCGGCGGCCGGACCUACCAGCAGGGGCGGUGCUGGGAGGACGUGUUCGACGCCAUCAGCGACGCGCGCCACCUGAUAUACGUCACCGGCUGGUCGGUGUACACCGAGAUCACGCUGAUACGGGACGGCUCCCGGCCGCGCCCCGGCGGCGAUGCCACCCUCGGCGAGCUCCUCAAGCGCAAGGCCAGCGAGGGCGUGCGCGUGCUCAUGCUGGUCUGGGACGACCGCACCUCCGUUGAGUCCCUCGGCAUGACGUGGGGGUACAUGGGGACGCACGACGCCGAGACGGCGGAGUACUUCCGCGGCACCGACGUGCAGUGCGUCCUCUGCCCGCGGAACCCCGACAUCGGCAGGAGCGCCGUCAUGGGCUUGCAGACUGCCUACAUGAUCAGCCACCACCAGAAGAUUAUCGCGGUCGACCACGACAUGCCGGUGAGGGGAAGCUCGAGCCGCCGCCGCAUCGUCAGCUUCGUCGGCGGCCUCGACCUCUGCGACGGGCGCUACGACACGCAGUUCCACUCCCUGUUCAGGACGCUGGACACGGCGCACCACAACGACUUCCAUCAAACCAAUUUCGUCGACACGUCCAUCAGCAAGGGUGGGCCGAGGGAGCCAUGGCACGACAUCCAUGCCAAGAUCGAAGGUCCGGCCGCGUGGGACAUCCUCUACAACUUCGAGCAGAGGUGGAGGAAGCAAGGCGGUGACAAUGACCUCCUCGUCGAUCUGAAAGCCUUGGCGAACCUGAUCAUACCGCCAUCAACCGUUACGUUCCCCGAUGACCAGGAGGCGUGGAAUGUGCAGGUCUUCCGGUCCAUCGACGGCGGCGCAAGCUUCGGCUUUCCUAACACCCCUGAGCAAGCUGCUCGAUCAGGCCUUGUCAGUGGCAAGAACAACACCCUUGACAGGAGCAUACAGGAUGCCUACAUCCAUGCGAUACGCCGUGCACAGCACUUCAUCUACAUUGAGAAUCAGUAUUUCCUUGGCAGCUCAUUCGCGUGGAAGGCCGACGACAUAAGGCCAGAGGAAAUCGAGGCGUUGCAUCUGAUUCCCAGAGAGCUCUCGCUGAAGAUUGUGAGCAAGAUUGAGGCUGGUGAGCAUUUUGUGGUCUAUGUGGUGGUGCCAAUGUGGCCGGAAGGUGCUCCUGAAGGUGGAUCUGUGCAGGCAAUACUGGAUUGGCAGAGAAGGACGAUGGACAUGAUGUACCAUGACAUUGCCAUCGCACUUGAGGCGAAGGGGAUCGACGCGAGCCCCAAGGAUUACCUCACCUUCUUCUGCUUAGGGAACAGGGAGGUGAAGAGGAGUGGGGAGUAUGAACCCGCUGAUCGUCCAUUGCCUGGGUCAGCCUAUGAAAGGGCACAAAACGCUCGGCGGUUCAUGAUCUAUGUUCACUCCAAGAUGAUGAUAGUUGAUGACGAGUACAUCAUCGUCGGAUCUGCCAACAUCAACCAGCGGUCAAUGGACGGGGGGAGGGACUCCGAGAUUGCCAUGGGCGCAUUCCAGCCACACCACCUGAACGCCAAAGGCCAGGUUGCCAGAGGGCAGGUCCAUGGCUUCCGGAUGUCGCUGUGGUAUGAGCACCUUGGAAUGCUGCACAACGAUUUCGUCAGCCCGGGAAGCCUGGAGUGUGUCCAGAGGGUGAACAAGAUGGCUGACAAGUACUGGGACCUCUAUGCUAGUGAUGAACUGAACGACGACCUCCCUGGGCACCUUCUCACCUACCCGGUUGCCGUGACAAAGGACGGCACGGUGACGGAGCUGCCCGGUGCGAGGUGCUUCCCCGACACGCAGGCUCCGGUGCUUGGAAUCAAAUCCAAACACCUGCCCCCUAUUCUCACCACAUAGGAUGCAUUUGCAUAGUUGCAACCUCGGCAAUGCUAGAUGAUGCUUCUAGCUAGAUAUGAUGCGCUUCCCGCACUGUAAGCUUAUUCUAUUGUUGCUACCUCUAUAUGAUGGUUCUAGUCAGAGUCUAUAGCUGAUCGUCUUACCUAAAGCCUGAACAUUCUGCUGGCUAGCCUUGGUCUGUCUUGCAAGAUGCAUACUUGAGAGUACUGAAGCUUGAAGAUUUGGCAAUGCUUCAUCUCA
Molecule: messenger RNA, 2926 nt
Organism: Hordeum vulgare subsp. vulgare (domesticated barley)
Lineage: Eukaryota; Viridiplantae; Streptophyta; Magnoliopsida; Poales; Poaceae
Product: phospholipase D alpha 2-like
Exons: 3
Coding region: 224-2686 (820 amino acids)
Biological process (GO): phospholipid catabolic process; phosphatidylcholine metabolic process
Cellular component (GO): plasma membrane
Molecular function (GO): calcium ion binding; D-type glycerophospholipase activity
Source: RefSeq, a predicted model, not a curated record